Messenger RNA from Drosophila suzukii, 525 nucleotides. NCBI's taxonomy places the organism in Eukaryota, Metazoa, Arthropoda, Insecta, Diptera, Drosophilidae. The record is from RefSeq and is a predicted model, not a curated record.
AAGAAAAGUUCAGCUCCGCGUGUUUUAUUACAUUUUGAUUUUUGCCACCACCAUUUGAUUAUUAUUUUCUCAGCUAUAGCAACGAUCUGCAAAAAUGUGCAUACUUCGGUAAGUAAGCUGCCGUUCACAUUUAAGAGAAAAAUUAGUUAUAAUUUCCUCGAAUUGCAAAGUGUCCCGAUGUCCUUGGAGGAGAAAAGGUCCUCGGGGCUGGAAGGUCGGAUCCAACGUUUGGAAGACGAAGUUCCCGGGAUGGGCAGUGAAGUUCGCAAGAUGCGGGCUGAUUUAGAGGAGUUGAAGGCAGUGAACUCUGCAAUACUUGAUUCCACUGCCCAGAUGUUGGCCAUCUGGAAAAAAAUUGCACCAGCCGAGCCAAUCUUAAAGUUGGACUUCCCGAUUAGAACCCUGGACCACUUAAAGGAAGUGGAUGAUAAAAUAUAUGGGAACAUGGAGAAAUAUAGGGUAUAAUGAUUUCAGAAAAAAGUUUACAACGCAAUGUAGGAGACGAUUGUGACUGAAACGCUUGUC